CCCCGUUAUUGUGUGUGCGCAUGCGCAGUGCAUAGUUGUUGAUGUGUUAAUGGCAGUUGUCUGACAAGGUUCAUCCAGAAUGGGUAUCAAUCGUGAUAGUAACAGGGAUUAUUACGACCCUGAGAUUAUCGAAGAUGACUUGGUCUUACUUGACACGGUCAUUGAAUGCCCAGAUGAAGGUGUCAGCAACAUAAAGAAACCAUCCAGGUUGACCAAGUACCACAGUUCUAAAAAACUUGGUUCUUUAUAUACCUCCAUUGACGACCUGUAUGUCCGUAAGAAGCUUGGUGCUAAUAAAAGUCGCCGAUGUGAAAACUUAUGCUAUCUCCUGAAUCUGGUUGACAAAGAUGACUGGGGAAACUUGGAGAAAAUCGACCGUGUUGAGCCCAGGAGGUCAGUCUUUGCCGAGAUUUUAAUGGACAAAGAGAAAUGGAAGGUUUGGAAUGAUUUCAUUAACCAAUCAGAAGAAGAGCAGCAAAAAAUCUUGCAAAAAUCUAACAGUCGUAAUUCACGCUACCAAAGAAGUAAGUCCGACCAGAUUUUAAAAGACAAAGAUUUGAAUCAAGAGAAUUGGGAAAUUGUUCCUGAUAUGAGAGCUGCCCAUCCAGCACAUACUGCCGAACAGUGUUUUCAAAAACUUGAUCGGAACAUCAGAGCAACCUUGAAGCGACGUCAUUUCCCUCAAGGCUUGCUAUUGACCAUUGAGGAAGAUUUGAUCUCCUUCUUCAAAGAGUGGCCAACUGCUGUUUACAUAUCCCAGCUUGCCAAUAGCUUUGAACGACUUCUCCUUCAUGCUCUCUGCCAAUAUCUGGGCUUAAAAUCAAAAAGUUUCGAAGAAGAAGGCAUCAGGAGAAUUGAAGUGGAAAAUUCCAAGGACUACUUCAGGCCUCCAAAUGUUCUACUGAGCCAGUAUAUUCAGAAAAACCAGUGAUUCUAGAAGCAUCAUCUUUUAUUUUGAAGAUAGAUAGAUAAACAGAAACUCAGCUAGUUGCCUUUUUCCAAUCUAUGUUUUACCAUCUUUCUACUAACUUCUCUUUAAUAUGAGUCUUUAUUUUUUUUAUUUAUCCCAUUGCUUAUAUUGGGAAAUAAGGAGUAUUUUAUUACUAAUUAUUUUUAAUUUGUAUCAAUAAUUAUCUCCAAAUAUUAAUUUUAAAAAUUUUGAUUGACAGCUUUCAAACUUUCAAAAACAUUUAUAAAAAAUGUUGUGAGAUUUUUAUAGUAAAACCUGGCUGUAUGCCAGUUAUUUUUUAUUUAUGGAAAGUUUUAUUUCUAUUCUCUAUUUCCUAAACCAAUUCUCUUUCACUUUUAUAUUCUAAUAAAAAAUAUUUUAACAUAACUUAUAAUAAAAUCAACUGAAUUUGUUGCUGUUGUUUAAUAAUAUUCUAAAAAGCUUUAAGAAUAAUUCAUUUAUUUUUGAGUGUUAGUUUAAUGAUAUAUUGGCAUGUUAACUUCUUUUUAAGUUAGCUUCAGUUCAUGAGAAGGGUUCUUAACGAAAACUGCUCAGCAAAUUUUUUUGAUCUCUGGCUUAUGUAAAUAUCUGUUUGGGUUUUUGAAAAAAGUAAUAUUGUAUUUUGAGAAUUAUCUUGCUGUCAGGCAUGUGUUUCUUUUUAUCUUUCUAUUUACCACAUAUAUCACAGUAACAGUGUGUAUCUCUAAAUGUUAUCUACAGGAGGUACAUCAAUCCACAAACACAUUGAUAUGGUUGUCUACAUCUACAACUAUAAGUACUUGCUUUUUGGCUGUUGGUUUCUACUGACUUCCAAAUGAAUUACUUGUUUUAACAUCCUUUUUAAACCAUACAUAGCAUAAUUCUUAUUUAUGAUAUUGAUUAAAAAAAAAUAUAACAAUAAUAAUUUGAUAAUCUAUUAAUAGAAAAUAUCAGUUCACUUUUUAAAAAUAAAAGUCUACUCUUAUUUGUCUAAAAAUAAUAAACUAACAUUUACAAUUUUUUGCUUAUAUUCCAUCCAAGUAUUUUAAGACUUGUAUAUGGAACUAUAUGUAUAUAUAUUUAUAUAUAUAUGCCUUGUUGGACUCAGUUUGGUCUGUUCAUUACCUCAUGAGUCAAUAAAAUACCAGUAAUAUAUAGGGAGUCUAUUCAAUCAAUCAAUUAUUACUCUCCUUUUAAAAAAUAAAAUGCAUUUGUGGCUAGUCAAAGGACAUCAGCAUUUGAAAAUGGAUAAGAAUUAUCAUGUUUAAAUAUUUUUCUUUGUUAGCUUUUCAUGUGUUGCUUACAUGUUACUUCUUGUUAUUUUCUAUGAAAUUAAAUUUCUUCUCGAUGUUAUUAACAUUCUGAUUGUUGUCAAACACUGUUUUGUCAGAUAAUUUGUAAAUUACUGAAGCAAGCUGAUGUAUGUGUUUUUCAAUAAUUGUCUAAUAAUUAAGGCUUCAUUUUUAAUUAGUAGCCCAAAGUAUAUGAAUGUUGAACACAUGUAGAACAUACUUUUUUUUAAAAUCACCUUUUAACAUUUUUAAAAUUUCAUUUACUGCUCCAGCCACAAUCAAAUUCUAGCCUGCAGCUCGAAAUCACUGGCAAAGACUUACUAAUGUAAAGUUUUUAAAAGUCUAUGCUGUUUAUAUAUAUAUAUACAUAUAUAUAUAUAUAAUAUUUGUAGGAAGACACUGCACAAAAGAUAAUACAAACAUGUACGAAAGUCUAUGGUUUUGCAUAGUUAUCACACUAUACACUUUGAACCAGCGAUUCCUUUGAUCUUUCUCUGAUUACAAAUCAAUUAGUAGUUUGGUUUUUAUUAGCUCCAAUUGCAGAUAUAUGACAAAAACCUCAGUAAUAACAGUAUCUGUUUGUAAUGACUGUGGAGAAAUAGUUUUCUGCCUUCUAUUACCUGAAACAGUUCUAGCUUUGUAUGCUAAUGUUUUAGACAUUAAGUUCUCCUCUGGGCCUUUUGAGAGCAGGAAAGGUUGACAGUGUCUCCCAAGUUUCAUCAUGGACUGGCUUCCCCGGACUGUCUGAGGAAGUCACUUUAUGGCAAAGCUUUGAAGUUACUGUUAAUUGUUCCCUUGUAAAAAAUUAAUUUUACGUCUUUCUUAAAUCCAUUGAGUAAUCCUUCAGUUAAUGCUUAACUGAUUAUGAAUAAAGAAAAAAACACUAAGGGUACACACACACACACACAUGUAUAUACAAACAUUUUAACUAAGCAGUUAAGGGUAAUUCAGUUGUAAUAAAUACUUAUCCUUUUAAAUAUUCCAAGAAAAAGUGCCUCCCUGGAAUUUAGUCUCUUUUCCCUGUGUUGUCAGAACUUUCAUUAAAAGGCUCUGCCUAAAACAGCAGGUUAUCUUCUCAGCUUACAAAUUAUUCAACCUCCUGAAUUUUUUUGAACUGAUCUUUUCCAAUGCAGAGAAAAAGACUUUUACUUUCUUCUGGUUCUACAGCUUGGCAUCGUUUAUUUACGUUGUAAGAGGCUAGAACCUUUUGAGUUUUGGUAAAAGCUGUCGAAAAUAUCCAUUCUGCUGGAGUUAAUAAAGCUAAUUUAUAUCUGUUCAUCACCACAGUGAUCAGAAGUAUGAGAAAUAAUUAGGAUAUUACUGGCUUCUUUCUAUUAAAAUGUCAAUAAUAGAAUCCCCAAAUCAUUCCUAUCUUAUUAUAAAAUGAUCAUCUUUUUGCUUUCGUUUUUUUAAUGUUAAGUAUAGUUUUAAAAUUAUGCUAAUAGCUAUAAUUAAUUUUUAACUAUAAUUAGUU
This is a messenger RNA of Octopus sinensis (East Asian common octopus), 3694 nucleotides long. Its product is annotated as R3H domain-containing protein 4. Bases 80 to 931 code for a protein of 283 amino acids. The record is from RefSeq and is a predicted model, not a curated record. The transcript is spliced from 7 exons. Lineage: Eukaryota; Metazoa; Mollusca; Cephalopoda; Octopoda; Octopodidae. Gene Ontology annotation, molecular function: nucleic acid binding.